Messenger RNA from Mesitornis unicolor (brown roatelo), 2985 nucleotides. It is a transcript of the gene B4GALNT4, whose product is annotated as beta-1,4-N-acetyl-galactosaminyl transferase 4. The annotation marks the transcript as partial. Gene Ontology annotation, molecular function: acetylgalactosaminyltransferase activity. The transcript is spliced from 18 exons. Gene Ontology annotation, cellular component: Golgi cisterna membrane. The record is from RefSeq and is a predicted model, not a curated record. Lineage: Eukaryota; Metazoa; Chordata; Aves; Mesitornithiformes; Mesitornithidae.
AACGACGGGCAGGACUUGGAUGGCUGGUUUUCCAGAGGCCCACGCUCCAACCGAGUCACCACGCACCCCAAACUCAACCUGACCAAGCAGGCUUUGCCCUGGAAUGAGCAGUACAAAGGGAAGGCAAACCUCCACGUCUUCGAAGACUGGUGUGGAGGGGCUGUGAGGCAUCUGAGGAAGAACCUCCAUUUUCCACUCUUUCCCCAUACCCGCACCACGGUGAAGAAGCUGGCUGUGUCACCCAAGUGGAAGAACUAUGGGCUGAGGAUUUUUGGCUACAUUCACCCCUUCAAGGAUGGAGAUUUCCAGUUUUCCGUGGCAUCGGAUGACAAUUCGGAGUUCUGGCUCAGCUCUGACGAGAGUCCAUCCAACUCCCGGCUGGCUGCGUUCGUGGGCAAGCUGGGCACCGAAUGGACGGCGCCUGGAGAGUUCACCAAAUUCAGCUCACAAGUCUCCAAGCCUCUACGCCUCAUGUCCUCCAGGCGCUACUACUUUGAGCUGCUCCACAAGCAAGACGACCGCGGUUCAGACCACGUGGAAGUUGGCUGGCGAGUUUUCCUCCCCAGCUUGAAGUUCGAAGUGAUCGACUCCUCCUACAUCUCCCUGUACACAGAUGAAUCGUCCCUGAAGAUGAACCACGUGGAGCACAUCCCACAGACCUUGGCCAGCCACAGCAGGAGCUACCUCUGGGAGGCCCAGCAAGAUGAGCACGGGGCUGACAUGCUGAAGGCUGACCCCAGGGACACCUUCUUCCUCACCCCUGCGAUCGAGGCCUCCCGCGUGGAGAACGUGCUGGUGCCCUGUGCCUACAGCCCCACCUAUGUGGUGAAGGACUUCCCCAUCGCCCGUUACCAGGGCCUGCAAUUUGUCUACCUCUCGUUCGUGUACCCCAACGACUUCACGCGCCUCACUCACAUGGAGACGGAGAACAAGUGCUUCUACAGGGAGUCCCCCCUCUACCUGGAGAAGUUCGGUUUUUAUAAGUACAUGAAGAUGGAUGAGGAGGAGGAGGAUCCACGCCAGCGAGCGUUUCUCUUCCUCAACACAGACAAUUUCUUAGAGGAUGAGGAGGAGGAGGAAGAGGAGGAAGGAGUGGACAGCCCUGAGCCCACAGACCCACCUCCCGCAGGCAAGGAGAAGAGCUUUGGGCCAGUACCUUUGGGGCCCCCCCCAGUCACUGGGGAUUACGGAGAUGACCUGGACUAUUACAGCUUUCACCGCAAGCCGGGGCAGGCCCAGGACGAGGCAGGCACGCCGAGGCAGCUGGGAAGAUGGAGCACGUCCCACCAGGCCAGCACCAGCCCAGCAACCGUCCCCGAGGAGGACACUGGCCCCGCGCUGGAUCAGGUCCGUGGGAGGGUGCUCAGUUGGUUACCCCAGGAUCCUGGCAAAGGCGAGGAGGAUGAGCUCGGGCUGCUGGCGUCUUCAAAGCACGCUGGGGUUCUGAAUCUUCAGCCGCACCUCUCUGUUCCCAUCUUUGGUGGCAAAGCUAAAGCACCAGGUCCCACCAAACCUGCAGCACCCAGGGAGGACAAAAAGCCCCAGAAGGCCCAGGAGAAGGUCUACGUGACCAGGCUGCAGCCAGGGAAGCGCAAAGCCCCGGCCCAGAAGCCAGCCUUCCCUGGCAUCUUCCUUUACCCAAAGCCUAUGAAGAAAGUCCAUCUUCGCUCCAGGACCCCUCAGAAGCAUCCUAUCACCUCCAGCAAGCUCCGCUCCGUCCCUCGCCGCCGGACCCCCUGGCUCCUCAACAACAUCUCCAAGGAGAAGGAUGCUGCCAGGCGGAAGGGUGCCCGUACGGGUGGCAGGAGGACAGUAGCCACCACUGACUACAACUCCUCUGAGGUGACCCGAGUGACAUCCUUUCUGAAGAUGUCAGAAACGACGGCGUCCCAUCAGGAGGAGGGCAAGGGCCAGGAGGAAGAGGAAGAGGAGAAAGAAGAGGUGUCGGACUACAGCUAUGAGACCGGGGAGCUGCAGCAGAGCUGGCUGGAGGACUCCAUCAACUGGCAGAGAACGUUCAGCGUCAGCUCGGUGGACUUCGAGCUCCUGCGCUCCGACUGGAACGACCUGCGCUGCAACGUGUCGGGCAACCUGCAGCUGAGCGAGAGCGAAGUCGUUGACGUGGUGGCGCAGUACAUGGAGAAGCUCAACAAGAAGAAUGGAGGCAUCUACACCCUCCUGAGGAUCGUCAACGUGGAGAAGCGUCGGGACACGGCCCGGGGAAACCGCUACCUGCUGGAGCUGGAGCUGGCGGAGCGAGGCCAGCGGACUGUGCGGCUCUCCGAGUACGUCUAUGUCCUCUUGCACCAGGGCAAGCAGGACGACAGUGCUGAGGCCAACCCUGAAGGGCCAGUUCUGGGGGCCACCGAGCCCCAGCCGAGCACCUGGAGCAUCCUCUAUGGAAAACCCGUACUGUGCCGGCCCCUGCGGCUCAGCUGGAAGCAGGACGUCAUGGUACACUUCGUGGUACCUGUGAAGAACCAAGCCCGCUGGGUCCAGCAGUUCAUCUCAGACAUGGCUGACCUGUACGGGGCUACGAAGGACACCAACUUCAACGUCAUCUUGGUGGACUUUGACAGCGACGACAUGGAUGUCGAGAAAGCCCUACGGGAUGCCCGACUGCCCCGCUACCAGUACCUGCGGCGCACAGGGAACUUUGAGCGCUCGGCCGGGCUGCAGGCUGGUGUGGACAUGGUCGAGGACGGGCACAGCAUCGUCUUCCUCUGCGACCUGCACAUCCAUUUUCCCCCCAAUAUCCUGGACAGCAUCCGGAAGCACUGCGUGGAGGGGAAGCUGGCCUAUGCACCCAUCGUCAUGAGGCUGAGCUGCGGCAGCUCCCCACGGGAGCCCAACGGCUACUGGGAGGUGAACGGCUUCGGCCUCUUCGGCAUCUAUAAAUCGGACUUCGACCGCGUGGGAGGGAUGAACACAGAGGAGUUCAGAGACCGCUGGGGCGGGGAGGACUGGGAGCUGCUGGACAGGUGA